CCUCAAAACCCUUCAAUUCGACCACCAUCAUUCACUGCUACUACAUUCCUAUUCAGGACCUUAACCUUCUCCUUCUUCAACCUCUGAACCAUCAUAAUUCGCUAGUCAUUUUACCGGAACCAUUUUUCCAGAGCUCCGUUUCCUAGGGUUUGAAGGAGGGCAAGUGUUAUUUGAUCUUCAUGCUCUCGUGUCGCUUCAAUUCCGUGUUUGGAUUGUUGGAGAUUGUUUCCUGCAAUUCAGUACAUUUCAGCGCUUGAUUAUUUUACACUUGAUCAGUUAGAUACAGCGGUAGCUGUUUUCUUCUACAGCUGGAUUCGAAGAGGUGAAUUAAUCUGAGGUGAAAAGUGGGUCAAUUGUGUUUGGAUUUGGAUUGUAAAGUAAUUAUCAGGUUUUCAGGUGCUUUUUGGAAUUAAUUAACUGAAGAAUAUAUUAUUUAGCUUUGUGAGAAUGGACUUUACUCGACAAACUGGAAACGAAGUGGGGAUACCUAUAAUAAUAAUCCCAAUCCGAUUUGUGUGGCCUUAUGGCGGAAAAAACAUAUCUUUGUGCGGAUCAUUUACUGGGUGGUCGGGUCACUACCAGAUGAUUCCAGCUGAAGGGUGCCCAUCAGUGUUUCAGACUACUUGCAACUUGUCUCCUGGCUAUCACGAGUAUAAAUUCUAUGUUGAUGGAGAAUGGCGCUAUGAUGAACGUCAACCUUUUGUUAAUGGGAACUACGGGACAGUAAACACUGUCCUUUUGGCUAAGGAAUCUGAUUAUGUUACUGCCAAUCCUACUUUGCCAAUGAGUUCCGGUUCUAGCAUGGAUGUGGAUAAUGAAGCCUUUCAGCGUUUGGUUAGAGUUUCACAUGGUGCAUUUCGUGAUAUUUUGCCUAGGAUUUCAGAAGCUGAUUUAGAAUCCUCCUGUCGUCGAAUAUCUGAUUUCUUGUCUUCACGAACAGCUUAUGAAUUGCUUCCUGAGUCAGGCAAGGUGGUUGCUCUAGAUAUUGAUUUACCUGUGAAACAAGCCUUUCAUAUCCUGCAUGAACAGGGAAUUUCAGUGGCUCCUCUUUGGGAUGUUUCCAAAGGCCAGUUUGUUGGAGUUCUUAGUGCCUUGGAUUUUAUUUUGAUCACAAAAGAGCUUGGUAGGCAUGGAUCUAAUCUUACCGAGGAGGAACUUGAGACAUAUACUAUAUCUUCAUGGAAAGAAGCAAAAGCGAACUCCAAGAGACAGAUUGAUGGUAAUGACGGUAGAUCACUAGAAAUGCAACUCAUACAUGCUGGACCAGAUGAGAAUUUGAAGGAUGUUGCCUUAAAGAUCAUGCGUAGUAGGGUAUCUACGGUUCCUAUUAUUCAUUCAUCCUCGGGAGAUGGAACAGCUCAUCAGUUAUUACAUCUUAGCUCGCUUUCUGGAAUUCUAAAAUGUAUUUGUAGGUACUUCAGACAUUGUUCUGACAUAUUACCUCUACUCCAAUUGCCAAUUGGUACAAUUCCUCUGGGCACUUGGGUUCCAAAAAUCGGAGAACCAAAUAGACAACCAUUAGCUAUGUUGAGACCAUCGGCUUCUCUUGGUUCUGCUUUAGAUUUGUUAGUUCAAGCGGAAGUUAGUUCCUUACCCAUUGUUGACGACAAUGACUCGUUGUUGGACAUAUAUUGUCGAAGUGAUAUUACAGCUUUGGCGAAAAACAAAGUUUAUAUCCAUAUUAAACUGGAGGAGAUGACAAUUAAUCAAGUUUUGCAGUUGGGACAAGAUUCAUCUCAUAGCUUCAGUAGUAGAAACCAAAGAUGUCACAUGUGUUUGCGAUCCGAUCCACUUCAUCAUGUUAUGGAACGGUUAACAAAACCAGGAGUGCGACAGCUUAUUGUUGUAGAGGCUGGAAGUAAACAUGUAGAAGGUAUCAUAACUUUGAGCGACGUUUUCAGAUUCUUACUCGCCUAGACCAGACCAGGCUAGACUAGGCUAGGCUAGACCAGACGUGGGAGAGAAAUGGCUGAAGAUGAUUUGUCAAGAUUAUUUAUUGUUGUACUGGUGGGGUAGUGGAUCCACCACCUGCUUGCUUUCUUUCCUGAUCUUUUAUGAUGUUAGGCAGAAGGAAGGAGGAGGAGGUUGGAUUAGUUUUCUUUUUUAUUUGUUCAAAUGUUCUUCUUCUGCCAUGUUUAUUUAUUGGACAUCAUCAUCUAAUAAUAAUGGAUAUUCUGUAUUUCUAUU
Molecule: messenger RNA, 2187 nt
Organism: Impatiens glandulifera
Lineage: Eukaryota; Viridiplantae; Streptophyta; Magnoliopsida; Ericales; Balsaminaceae
Product: sucrose nonfermenting 4-like protein
Exons: 13
Coding region: 448-1917 (489 amino acids)
Source: RefSeq, a predicted model, not a curated record